Molecule: messenger RNA, 2890 nt
Organism: Linum tenue
Lineage: Eukaryota; Viridiplantae; Streptophyta; Magnoliopsida; Malpighiales; Linaceae
Source: the annotation of a GenBank genome assembly
CCAGAAAUUAUAAAACCCAGUCAUCAAGAUUAAAACCCUUCCACCUUCUCCUUCCCCCCAAAAAUCAAAAACCAAAUAAAACCAAAAUUCCGACCCUUCUUUCCCACUCUCAUCCUCCUCCCUCCGCCUUCAUUCCACUCCGCCGCUGCGCUUCCCCUCUCCCUAUCUCUGUACUCAUUUCCCAUUUCCCCGGCCAUGGGUGCGGCGCUUCUCCCAGAUCUCGGCACCGAGAUUUUCAUCCCGGUGUGCGCCGUCAUCGGCAUCGCAUUCGCCCUCUUCCAGUGGGUGCUCGUCUCCCAAGUCAAGCUCUCCCCUGUUUCUCCUUCCUCCGGCAGCAGGGACUCCUCCAACAAGAACGGAUACAACGACUACUUGAUCGAGGAGGAGGAAGGUCUGAACGACCACAACGUCGUUCUCAAGUGCGCCGAGAUUCAGAACGCCAUUUCCGAAGGCGCGACAUCUUUCCUCUUCACGGAGUACAAGUAUGUCGGGAUCUUCAUGGUUGCGUUCGCAGCCUUGAUCUUCGUGUUCCUUGGCUCGGUCGAGGGGUUCAGCACGAAGCCACAGCCUUGCAGCUAUGACUCUCAGAGAACUUGCAAGCCUGCCCUGGCUACUGCUGCUUUCAGCACCAUAUCUUUCCUGCUCGGUGCGGUCACUUCAGUGGUUUCUGGGUUUCUUGGCAUGAAGAUUGCUACCUACGCGAAUGCCAGGACGACUCUCGAGGCGAGGAAAGGUGUUGGCAAGGCGUUCAUUGUGGCUUUCAGGUCUGGUGCGGUCAUGGGGUUCCUUCUCGCUGCUAAUGGCCUUGUGGUGCUAUUCAUUACCAUCAAUGUGUUCAAGAUCUACUAUGGUGAGGACUGGGGUGGCCUUUUUGAGUCGAUUACUGGUUAUGGUCUCGGUGGUUCUUCCAUGGCCUUGUUCGGGAGAGUUGGUGGAGGGAUUUACACCAAGGCUGCUGAUGUUGGUGCUGAUCUCGUCGGGAAAGUUGAGAGGAACAUCCCCGAGGAUGAUCCUAGAAACCCCGCUGUGAUUGCUGACAAUGUGGGUGAUAAUGUUGGUGAUAUUGCCGGUAUGGGAUCUGAUCUUUUCGGAUCGUAUGCCGAGGCAUCCUGUGCUGCCCUUGUUGUAGCAUCCAUUUCUUCCUUCGGUAUCGACCACGACUUCACCGGGAUGCUGUAUCCUCUGCUGAUCAGCUCAAUGGGUAUCGUGGUUUGUCUGAUCACCACUCUCUUUGCAACUGAUUUCUUCGAGAUCAAGGAGGUCACAGAAAUCGAACCCGCAUUGAAGAAGCAGCUCAUCAUUUCCACCGUGCUGAUGACUGUUGGAAUUGCCAUCAUUACCUUCAUCAGUGUUCCAGCUACCUUCACCAUCUUCAACUUUGGAACCCAGAAAGUCGUCCAUAACUGGCAAUUAUUCUUGUGCGUUUCUGUUGGUCUAUGGGCCGGCCUUAUCAUUGGAUUUGUGACCGAGUACUACACAAGCAAUGCUUACAGCCCGGUUCAAGACGUUGCUGACUCCUGCCGUACCGGAGCUGCAACUAAUGUCAUCUUCGGGCUCGCAUUGGGAUACAAAUCCGUCAUCAUCCCUAUCUUCGCCAUUGCAGUCAGUAUCUACGUCAGCUUCAGCUUCGCCGCGAUGUAUGGGGUUGCAGUAGCUGCCCUCGGAAUGCUCAGCACCAUCGCCACCGGUCUGGCAAUCGACGCUUAUGGUCCCAUCAGUGACAACGCUGGAGGAAUUGCAGAGAUGGCAGGAAUGAGCCACAGAAUCAGGGAGAGAACUGACGCCCUUGAUGCUGCAGGCAACACCACCGCCGCCAUUGGCAAGGGUUUCGCCAUUGGUUCAGCCGCACUCGUCUCCUUGGCCCUCUUUGGCGCCUUUGUCAGCAGAGCAUCCAUCUCGAAAGUCGACGUGCUGACCCCCAAAGUGUUCAUCGGCUUGAUCGUCGGAGCGAUGCUUCCGUACUGGUUCUCCGCCAUGACGAUGAAAUCCGUGGGAAGUGCUGCCCUGAAGAUGGUUGAGGAAGUCCGCCGUCAGUUCAACACCAUCCCUGGACUGAUGGAAGGCACAGCCAAGCCCGAUUACGCAACCUGCGUCAAGAUCUCCACCGACGCCUCCAUCAAGGAAAUGAUCCCACCUGGCGCCCUCGUCAUGCUCACACCACUCGUCGUCGGCAUCUUCUUCGGCGUCGAGACUCUCUCCGGUGUCCUCGCCGGUUCUCUCGUGUCUGGUGUCCAGAUUGCCAUUUCUGCUUCGAACACCGGUGGAGCGUGGGACAAUGCUAAGAAGUACAUCGAGGCGGGCGCUUCGGAGCACGCCAGGACCCUCGGUCCGAAAGGUUCCGACCCUCACAAGGCUGCGGUCAUCGGUGACACCAUCGGAGACCCGUUGAAGGACACUUCGGGGCCGUCGCUCAACAUUCUGAUCAAGCUCAUGGCUGUGGAGUCGCUGGUGUUCGCGCCGUUCUUCGCCACCCACGGUGGCUUGCUGUUCAAGCUAUAAACAAACAAUCAAUGGGGAGAUUGGAAGAGAGGGGAAGGGGCAAAGGACUGAUGUUCUGCCCCAAAGAGAGAUUUCUUCUCAUAUAAACAUUGUAGCAAGUUGCUAGUUUUUUGAGUCAUUGAAAUCGUUUCUUUCCUAUUAGGUGGGGGAGGAAAUUUUCCGCUAGGGUUGAUGAUGAAGAAAAGGCAACUCUGUGGGUUACUUGAGGAACAAUUUACCGAGAGGAUUGUUGUUUUGUUGUUGUAGCCUGUAGGGUUCAGUGUCAGUUUGUAGGAAAAUCAUUUUGUACCCCUUUUAACUAGUUUAAAGCCUUUAAUGACGGUUUUGGUAUUAAUAUUUGUGAAACUGUAUCGGUUUGAUCUAAUUAUAAAUUUUUUAUUUAUUUAUAAAA